Molecule: messenger RNA, 820 nt
Organism: Galeopterus variegatus (Sunda flying lemur)
Lineage: Eukaryota; Metazoa; Chordata; Mammalia; Dermoptera; Cynocephalidae
Product: ankyrin repeat domain-containing protein 22
Exons: 5
Coding region: 274-561 (95 amino acids)
Molecular function (GO): protein binding
Source: RefSeq, a predicted model, not a curated record
ACUCAGCCCAUCUGCCAGGCAGCCUAUCAGAAUGACUUUGGUCAAGUGUGGCGGUGGGCAAAAGAAGACAACAACUAUGUCAAUGUUCAAGAUGGCUUUAACGGAGACACUCCCCUGAUCUGUGCCUGCAGGCGAGGACAUGUGAGAAUCGUUUCCUUCCUUUUAAGAAGAAAUGCUGAUGUCAACCUCAAAAACCAGAAAGAGAGAACCUGCUUGCAUUAUGCUGUGAAGAAAAAAUUUACCUUCUUUGAUUAUCUACUCAUUAUCCUCUUAAUGCCUGUCCUGCUUAUCGGGUAUUUCCUCAUGGUAUCAAAGACAAAGCAGAAUGAGGUUCUCGUACGAAUGCUACUUGAGGCUGGCGUGGAAGUUAAUGCUACAGACUGUUAUGGCUACACCGCAUUACAUUAUGCCUGCGAAAUGAAAAACCAGUCUCUUAUCCCUAUGCUUUUGGAAGCCCGUGCAGACCCCACAAUAAAAAAUAAGCGUGGUGAGAGCUCACUGGAUAUCGCACGGAGAUUAAAAUUUUUCCAGAUUGAAUUAAUGCUAAGGAAAGCAUUAUAAUCCUGUGACCUUGCAGAUGGAGAUAUGGACAAAGUUAAAGGACAGGAUGCUAUCUCCUUCUUGGACUGUUGGUCUGUGGGCCACUCAGUCUGGAUGUCACUGUUUUAUUGGGGUGAUUGCUGUGGUUAAUGUUUUAAAGAGAGUGUUGUAUUUAUAAUAUUUUUUACUCAAUGGAGUUCACCAUGGGCAUAGUAUUUCUAGGGGAAACAUUAAAGUUGCUGGAAUCUCCACUUCAGUUAGGAAAAAAUGUGAUGCUUCA